AUGGCUCAAAUCGAGCGUAUUACAGAGAACUUGGAGAGACCAGAGCUUGAUGAUCGUUCUUAUCGGGUGAUCCGUUUGCCAAACAAGCUUGAGGCCCUCCUAGUUCAUGACCCGGACACCGAUAAGGCCAGUGCCGCCGUGAAUGUCAAUGUUGGCAAUUUCUCCGAUGAAGAUGAUAUGCCAGGAAUGGCUCAUGCAGUAGAGCAUUUGCUAUUCAUGGGCACAAAAAAGUACCCGAAGGAAAAUGCAUACAACCAGUACCUUGCGUCCCACUCCGGUUCAUCCAAUGCAUACACGGCCGCCACCGAAACGAACUACUUCUUCGAAGUGUCCGCCACAGGUGACUCCAGUGCCCCGAAAUCCAGUGGAGACAGCACCCCUGCCGAGACAACUGAUAACAAUGGCGUGGUGUCGAAUGGGAAUGGCUUAGAUGGAAAGUCGCCCCUCUAUGGUGCAUUGGAUCGGUUUGCCCAGUUCUUUGUCGCUCCGCUUUUCCUAGAGUCAACCCUAGAACGUGAGCUGCAGGCGGUGGAUUCGGAAAAUAAAAAGAACCUUCAAAGUGACCUGUGGCGUUUGAUGCAACUGAAUAAGUCGCUUUCAAACCCUAAACAUCCCUACAGCCACUUUUCGACCGGUAAUCUGCAGACCUUGAAAGAAGACCCACAGAAACGUGGCCUGGAAGUCCGCAGUGAGUUCAUCCGGUUCUAUGAGAAGCACUACUCAGCCAACCGGGCGAAGUUGGUUGUCCUGGGGCGGGAGUCUCUGGACACGCUGGAGCAGUGGGUCUUCGAGCUCUUUUCCGAUGUCGAGAACAAGAACCUUGCUCAGAACCGCUGGGACGAUGUUCAGCCCUUCACUGAGAAGGACAUGUGCACCCAGGUGUUUGUGAAGCCGGUCAUGGAUACUCGAUCCAUGGAUAUGUACUUCCCCUUCCUUGACGAGGAAGAUUUGCAUGACACCCAGCCUAGCCGGUAUAUCAGCCAUCUGAUUGGCCACGAGGGCCCGGGCAGUGUUCUGUCUUACCUCAAGGCCAAGGGGUGGGCCAAUGGUCUGUCUGCAGGUGCCAUGCCUGUCUGUGCUGGGUCGGCAUUUUUCACUAUUUCGGUGCGCCUGACCCCCGAAGGUCUGAACCAAUACCAGGAAGUUGCAAAAGUCGUUUUCGAGUAUAUCGCGAUGAUAAAGCAACGCGAGCCCGAGCAAUGGAUCUUCGACGAGAUGAAGAACCUUGCCGAGGUCGAUUUCCGGUUCAAGCAGAAGACCCCAGCUAGUCGGUUCACCAGCCGAUUGAGCAGCGUUAUGCAAAAGUCGCUACCUAGUGAAUGGCUGCUGAGCGGGUCUUUGUUGCGACGAUUUGACUCUGACCUGAUCAAGAAGGCGCUGAGCUAUCUGCGGGCUGACAACUUCCGCCUAGUCAUUGUGUCCCAAGAGUUCCCGGGUACAUGGGACCAGAAGGAGAAGUGGUAUGGUACCGAAUACAAGGUCGAGAAGAUCCCACAAGAGUUCUUGGGCGGUCUUCAGAAGGCUUUGGAGUCGACUGAGGCUACCCGCACUUCCAACGUGCACAUGCCCCACAAGAACGAAUUUGUGCCGACCAGACUCUCAGUGGAAAAGAAGGAGGUUGCCGAGCCAGCCAACACCCCUAAGCUGAUUCGUCAUGACGACCGGGUGCGCCUGUGGUUCAAGAAGGAUGACCGUUUCUGGGUGCCGAAGGCCACCGUCGAAGUGACGCUCCGCAAUCCCUUGGUGUGGGCUACACCCGCCAAUCUCAUCAAAACAAAGCUAUAUAGCGAGUUGGUGCGAGAUUCGCUAGAUGAAUACUCCUACGACGCCGAGCUUGCUGGCUUGGACUACCAUCUCUCGGCGAACAUUUUGGGCUUGGACAUUUCCGUGAGCGGGUACAACGACAAGAUGUCCGCUCUAUUGGAUAAAGUACUCAAUACCAUGCGUGGCCUAGUUAUCAACCAGGAUCGGUUCGACAUUAUCAAAGAGCGCUUGACGCGGGCAUUCCGCAACGCCGAGUACCAGCAGCCUUACUACCAGGUCGGAGAUUAUACUCGCUAUCUCCUUGCUGAGCGCAGCUGGGUUAACGAGCAGUAUCUUGAGGAGCUGGAGCAUGUUGAGUGCGCUGACGUGGUCAACUUCUUCCCCCAGUUGCUUGAGCAGACCCACAUCGAAGUCCUGGCCCACGGAAAUUUGUACAAGGAGGAUGCUCUGCGCAUGACGGACUCUAUUGAGAAGAUCUUAGGAGGCCGUCCUCUCCCUCCGUCGCAGUGGUACUUGCGCCGUAACAUGACCCUGCCACCCGGUGCCAACUACGUCUACCCCCGGUCGCUUAAGGACCCGGCCAACGUCAAUCACUGCAUUGAGUACUAUCUCUAUAUCGGACUCUUCUCCGAUGAUGUCCUGCGGUCGAAGCUCCAGCUAUUCGCGCAGCUGACUGACGAACCUGCAUUCGACCAGCUGCGCAGCAAGGAACAGCUUGGAUAUGUGGUGUGGAGUGGCGCACGCUACAACGCCACCACCCUGGGCUACCGGGUCAUUAUCCAAAGUGAGCGCACGGCACAGUAUCUCGAAUCCCGCAUUGAGACUUUCCUCCGCGAGUUCGGCUCCAUCCUCGAGAAGAUGCCCGAAGAGGAAUUCGAGGGUCACAAGCGCAGUGUCGUGAACAAGCGCCUGGAGAAACUCAAGAACCUAAGCUCCGAGACUGGCCGGUACUGGUCGCAUGUCGGAUCUGAGUACUUUGAUUUCCUGCAGCACGAGACCGACGCGGCCAAUGUGCGCACUUUGACCAAGGCGGAUCUCGUUGCAUUCUACCAGCAAUACAUUGACCCCUCUUCGGCAACGCGUGCCAAGCUCGCUAUCCACAUGAACGCCCAGUCAGGCGCGCAGGUUGAGGCGCCCAAACCAGCCGAACAGAGAACACGCCUUGUCGAAGUAGUUACCAAGCACCUCGAAGCCGCUGACUUGAUUGUGGAUUCUGCCCGCUUCGCAACGGCAUUUGAUGAGGUUGACACGACAGCGGAUAAGUCCCAGGUCGUCUUUGCUGUGAAGAACUUCCUGGCGACCGAGACAGGCCUGUCACAGCAGAAGAUCGAGCCUGUCCUUGAGACACUGGAGGAGAAGCUCAGUUCCCAGUUGAAGGAGCUGGGUCUUGGCUCUAGCAGUGACAUUCAGGGUGCGGCUAAUGGCAAUGGCGAGGCUCAAAAAGCCGUCGUUAUCACCGAUGUCCCGACCUUCAAGGCACGCUUGCCUGUUAGCACUGGGCCUGUUCCUGUGACGGAUUUGAGCGAGUAUGAGGAUUUUGAUGCCAAGCUAUGA
Penicillium samsonianum is the source of this 3318-nucleotide messenger RNA. RefSeq lists its product as uncharacterized. Gene Ontology annotation, molecular function: metal ion binding; metalloendopeptidase activity. NCBI's taxonomy places the organism in Eukaryota, Fungi, Ascomycota, Eurotiomycetes, Eurotiales, Aspergillaceae. Gene Ontology annotation, biological process: peptide catabolic process. The record is from RefSeq and is a predicted model, not a curated record. The transcript has 2 exons. Bases 1 to 3318 code for a protein of 1105 amino acids. Gene Ontology annotation, cellular component: cytosol; mitochondrion.